AUGGCUGCAGUUGUGAGCAGGGGUAAAGCAGCUGGUGAUAUCCCUCUUGAGUACCACACGUCGGUGAAUCCCUUCUUUCUGGCCAUGAGCAAAUUUCGUCGUCGAAGGUGGCAAGAGGCCAUUGACAUAUGCAGCGACCUUUUGAAAAAGAACCCGAGGGACGAGUCGGCAUGGUUCCUCAAGUGCCGAGCGCUGACGAUGAAGAACUUCAUAGACGACCUGGAGUGCGAUGAGGACCCUCUCGGGGAUCUGCUCAUGGAGGAUAACGUCAUUAAUUCAGCACCGCGACCGGGUACGAGCCUGAUGAGAGCGUCGGGCAGGGCUACUGGGAAGCUUCGCCCGACCAGCGCCAGUGGCAGACCAAUAACUGGCUUUGCGAGGCCUGGAACUAACAGUAACUAUGGAGUUCAACAAUUGACGAUCAACGUUCAUGUAGGCGGCCGAGUUCCACAAUCAGCUACGGGUCGAGACCAACUGACCACGGCUCUGCAGCAGCUCAAUAGAGGCGUCGGUGGUAGGCCCAUGACUUCCUCCAUGGGCCGUCCCACGACGAGCCUUGGGCGCUUGGUAGGACAGCAGUUCGUCCAUAACCGAGGUCUAGCGAAAGCGUUGAUGGACUACCUCGUCUUUGUACUGCGCGAUGUGGGGAAGGCGGCAGAGUUGGCCAGUGAAGCUACCAAGCAUUGUGACUAUGAGGAUUGGUGGUGGAAGGCCAGAUUGGGCAAGUGCUACUUCCAUCUUGGCUUACUCCGCGACGCUGAGAAGCAGUUACUGUCUGCACUCAAGGCCAGUGAUGGGAUACUCACAUCAAUGGAGCUUGCUAGAGUCUACCUCAAGCUUGAUCAGCCCCUGGCGGCUAUUGACGCUUACAAGAAGUCAUCACUUCAAUAUCCUGGAGACCCCAGUGUUAGACUGGGCAUUGCUCGAGUGGCGGCUGCUAUUGGAGAUGAGCCGGCUAGCAUUGAGGUUUACAAAGAGGUAUUGCAUCUCGAUCCGGUCAAUUGCGAGGCCAUAGCGUCAUUGGCGGCUCAUCACUUCUACAACGACCAGCCAGAAGUUGCUCUGCGAUAUUAUAGGAGACUAUUGCAGCUUGGCGUGCUCGCGAGUCCUGAGCUUUGGAACAAUCUCGGCCUUUGCUGCUUCUACGGCCAACACUACGACCUUUGCCUCACAUGCAUGGAGAGAGCUUUGAUGUUCGCUGAUGAUAAGACUCUAGGAGAUGUCUGGUACAACAUCGGCCAUAUAGGAAUUGGUGUUGGCGAUCUGGAUUUCGCUUACCAAGCCUUCAAGGUGUCAGUGUCCUACGAUAGCAGUCAUGCGGAGAGCCUUAACAAUCUCGGGGUCCUCGAGCUGAGGAAAGGCAAUGUUGAAUCGGCAAAAAGUCUUUUCCACAGCUCUAUGGGUGCCGAUGGUAGUCUCCACGAACCCUCGUACAAUGCCAGCUUGACUUACUAUGAUGAAGGCAACGUACGGGCAUGUCUGAAUAACCUCAAUGCAUCUUUGGACAAGUUCCCUGAGCACGCCGGUUCUAACGAGUUGAUGAACAUGUUGAAAGAGAAGCUCAUGGAGUUGUGA
Messenger RNA from Perkinsus marinus ATCC 50983, 1575 nucleotides. RefSeq names its product Tetratricopeptide repeat protein, putative. The record is from RefSeq and is a predicted model, not a curated record. Gene Ontology annotation, cellular component: non-motile cilium; ciliary basal body; BBSome. Gene Ontology annotation, biological process: non-motile cilium assembly. Lineage: Eukaryota; Perkinsozoa; Perkinsida; Perkinsidae. The transcript is spliced from 12 exons. Bases 1 to 1575 code for a protein of 524 amino acids. Gene Ontology annotation, molecular function: protein binding.